CACGUUGACUUGAUUGACAGUUAACCAUGCGCCAAAGGUCAAAGGACGAAAUAAUUUUCAUGGAAAUAAAAUCAAAUUUCCUCGCCUUUGAACGUACCAAAUGAGUUUCCCCUUAAUGCUACUUGAAUCUCGAAUGAUUAGCUAAAAAACGAGCACUAAAAGGCUAUGCAAAAGCAUAAUAUUUAACUUAUUUGCUAAACGAACCUUUAUGAUGGCAAGUAAACCCUCAAGGAGAAAACCCUUGCACCCAACGAAGAUGAAUUUUCGACCGACAACAAGUGAUAGUAACAUGGAAUUUAAAGGGACAAAACCCACCUCGGAACCGACUUCCAUCAAAGAGAUCUUCAUGCUAAUGGUGCUGUACGUCUGCAAGAAGUCGCUCUUCUUCGACACGAACAUUAAGGUGGGCCUAUAUUUAUUAUGUUUAUUCGCUGUGUCCCUUGUGGCGGACGUCGCCACCAUUCCCCGAAUAUACUUGUCCCGCUCCGACAAUUUAUUCAAUAAGUUUUUCGUCAAGUACUCCUGGGGCUGGAACUUGCUAAUAAUCCUCCCCUUUGUAAUAUUCACUUCGUACAUUUAUUGCUGUGGGCAGGUGAAGCGAAUACUGCAUCACCAUCUGCCUCGUAUCGCUGUGGCAACUUUUUUCUGGUACUUUUGGACUAAUUUGUUUAAUUACAUUGAGGCGAGCUUCGGGCGUUGCCAAAUAAAGGCGCACGGUUCAAAAGAGACUUGCUUGAAGGCGGGAUAUAUUUGGAACGGGUUUGACACUUCGGGGCAUUCAUUUAUUUUGAUUUACGGUAGUUUGUUUCUAAUUGAGGAGGCCAGGGCCAUGUUAAACUGGGACAGCAUUAAGGAGUACAUCAGGUUAGAGGAGCACAGUAGGAACACUAAGCAAACAGAGAGCACGAACCCUCUGAGGCAUUUGACCCCCGAGGAGUUUAAAACUUUACAGUUUAACUAUGAAAAGUACACCCCAUACAUUAGGGCUAAUUUUAUUCUGAUCACUUUAUUUCAAAUCUUAUGGGACAUAAUGCUCUUUUGUACGAUGCUCUACUACCAUGUGAUGAUCGAGAAGUUCUUGGGGGGCUGCAUAGCGAUUCUGACAUGGUUUUUUACGUACAGGGUGUGGUUUAGGCAUCCCAGUUUGCUCCCUAAACUGCCUGGGGAAGGAGUUUUCAAGUAUAUUAAAACUAAGGUUAAGGAGCCUCAAGUGACUGUCCGAAGGCGCACUGGUAGUAUAGUGAAUGGGAGUACUGGACCCAUGUUUAUGGGCAGACCGAUUUAUACUCAAAAUAAUCCAAAUCCUAGUCAAAACGAUGAUGGUAGUGGGGAGAAAUAAAACGAAUUUGUGGUGAUUGCAUUUUAAUUUAUUGCUUUUCUGAAUGUUUCACCUCUUACUUAGCAACAUUUGUGACUACUUGCCUUUGCACCCUAUCAUUGUAAACUUCUAUAUAAGAGGUGGAAUGUUUGGAUAAACUUGUUAUUUAUUUAUUUUUAAAUCGUGGGGAGGUUUUAUAAAUCUGUAGAUAGAAUAUAUUGAGUGUUAUACAAAUUAUUUUUGUAAAUAAAUCGAAACAAAGGGCCGAGAUCUGUCGUCAUUUUCUACUUAAUCUUAAGGCAACUGAGCUGUACAGCUUGCCAUUGCUGCACUGUUUCUCACGCGGUUUUCAGGGAUGUUUUGUAAUUUUAAAAUAAAAUUUUUUAAACUGAA
Molecule: messenger RNA, 1711 nt
Organism: Anthonomus grandis grandis
Lineage: Eukaryota; Metazoa; Arthropoda; Insecta; Coleoptera; Curculionidae
Gene: Fitm
Product: acyl-coenzyme A diphosphatase FITM2
Exons: 2
Coding region: 209-1339 (376 amino acids)
Biological process (GO): phospholipid biosynthetic process; lipid droplet organization; lipid storage
Cellular component (GO): endoplasmic reticulum membrane
Source: RefSeq, a predicted model, not a curated record